Penicillium argentinense is the source of this 1182-nucleotide messenger RNA. Its product is annotated as RNA-DNA hybrid ribonuclease. The transcript is spliced from 3 exons. Gene Ontology annotation, biological process: DNA replication, removal of RNA primer. Gene Ontology annotation, molecular function: RNA-DNA hybrid ribonuclease activity; nucleic acid binding. Bases 1 to 1182 code for a protein of 393 amino acids. The record is from RefSeq and is a predicted model, not a curated record. NCBI's taxonomy places the organism in Eukaryota, Fungi, Ascomycota, Eurotiomycetes, Eurotiales, Aspergillaceae.
AUGAACGAGACCACACCUUCGCCCAGUCCGGCGCCCGCGCCGAAACUGUCUGCCUCGCCGAGCGCGGGCGCUAAACGCAAGAGGACGAAUAGCAAAUACUAUGCCGUCAAGAAAGGAUUCAAGCCAGGAAUCUACCACGGGUGGAAUGAUUGCCUCGCCCAAAUAACGGGAUUCAAGGGCGCGAUCUUCCAGUCAUUUCCUACCUUCGAAGAUGCGAACGCCUUCCUGACAGGCGGCAAGGUCAGCGGUUCCUCGACGGGCUCAGAGACGCGAUUCUACGGCAUUCAGCGCGGGCGGAAGCCGGGGGUGUACACCGACUGGGCCGCGGCCCAAGAACAGAUUCGCGGGUUCACCAGGCCACGAUAUCGGAAGUUCCCGACGCGCGAAGAGGCAGAGGCAUUUGUCAAGGAAGGAAGGAAACCGCAGUACUCUACGUUUGGAGAGACCAGGCAGAUAAUCCCGGCCCCUGCAGGGGAAAACGAAACACUCAAACAUGCAGACGGCGCGGAAGAACCAGCCGGAUUUGGACCACUACCAGACGGCGCGGAAGAUGAUUUUGACCCUAAUGUCUUGUUAGACCCGGCCACAGGGAAAGUUGUUUAUAAAGAUGCCUCGAAGAAGAUUGCGACAAAGACACAAGUGGGCGGGAUACCAGGGAUGUUGCGAAUCUACACUGAUGGGAGUUCACUGCGGAAUGGGACCCAGUUGGCAUCCGCGGGUGUCGGAGUCUUCUUUGGUCCUGGUGAUGAAAGCAGAAACGUCUCCGAGCCCUUGCGCGGAAAUCGCCAGACAAACCAGCGCGCCGAGCUGACAGCCAUUCUUCGAGGCAUCGAAAUUGCGCCUCGCCAUCGCGAUGUGACAGUCGUGACGGACAGCCGAUAUGCGAUCGACUGUGUGACCGUGUGGUAUAAGAAUUGGCGACGCAACAAUUGGAUAACCAAGGACGGCAAGCCAGUCGAGAAUAAGGACCUGGUGGAGGCGAUUCUCGAGAAGAUUGAAGAACGCAAUCAGCUCGGAGUGAAAUCGCUCUUUGAAUGGGUCAAGGGCCAUGCUAAAGACCCAGGGAACGAGGCUGCUGAUCGUCUGGCUGUCAACGGGGCCCAGCGAGGUGUGGCCGAGAAAGCCGAGUUGCUGGAAGCCAGUCGCGAUGUGCCCGAUGAGGUGCUGGAGGAGGAUUUUUGA